AUGGCUACCCCCGCCGCGCAUCCGCCCACGAGAUGCACCCUACUCGGGCUACCACAAGAGCUGCGCGACCAGGUGUACGGUCAUGUUUUCGCCGACAUCGGAGUCAAGAUUGAACGAGUCAAAGUGGUUGUGCCUCCCAAACUGCGCGCCACGAACGUCCUUCUGGUCUGCCACCAGAUCUACCGCGAGACCGUGAGCAUCUACCGCGAGGGCUACACCUUCCGCUCCGACGAGACCAGCUACGCCUCCCGAGUCUUGUCUCAACUGCCACCCAAGGACUUCCUGCGCAUACGCCGCAUCCACGUCGUGUAUGAUCUGCAGCCAGGACCACAACAAGGACGCUAUCCCACGAGCGCACGCGUUAUACAAAUCAGCACGGCUAUGACCAUGUUGCAUCGAAGAGCUGUGCGGGGGUCUACCCCAGGCGUUACCUCCAAGGCGCCUUUCAUCCGUGUCGUGCUCGAUUCCGGAAUGCUGGUUUGGGAGUCUGGCUUGGAAUUUGAGACCAGUGUCAGCGAGUGCGACAAGCAACUUCAUGCGCAAGAUCGGGCGAAUGACGCAGCAAAUGGUUCAUCUUUCCUCUCGCAGCUUCGGGCGGGCGUCGCAGCAAAUAAUGCAUCUUAG
This is a messenger RNA of Zymoseptoria tritici IPO323, 624 nucleotides long. RefSeq lists its product as uncharacterized. Lineage: Eukaryota; Fungi; Ascomycota; Dothideomycetes; Mycosphaerellales; Mycosphaerellaceae. Bases 1 to 624 code for a protein of 207 amino acids. The record is from RefSeq and is a predicted model, not a curated record. The transcript has a single exon.